UCGUUUAAAGUUGCGCACUGAUCAUACUAUUUCUAUGAUUUUUAAAUAUUAAUAAUUGUGUUUAUAGAAUGGUAGAAGAUAUUGGAUUUACAUGUUUAAACCUAUAAAAUAAAACGCGUUAAUAUGGAAAUACGUCCUCGGAAUUUUGGUGAAUGUGUUGAGACAAUGGUGUAUCGAUUAUUUUGCGCUAACGAAAUGUCAUCCCAGUGUCGUAGUGUUAAUAUUAGAAGUCUAUGUUUGUGAUCGUGAUAACUUUUGCCUAGGCAUCAGUGUAUUUUAAUUUCGGGUUUGCAAUCUUGUUCAUAUGUGUGACUAAAUCAAUGAUAGUGUCAGCACCGCAUAAUUUUACUGAUUAUGAUUACAAGACCCAGAGGAAUUCUUACAAAAAAUGUUACCAGUGAAACGCGAAGUGUGUGCUCAAGAUAAUUAUUAGUGAUUAUUAAAAGCAGGUAAAGUAUAUUAGCAAAAAUGGCCAAUCCAAAUCGCGAAAACGUUAGCACUCGGUUUUCGGACAAUUAUGAACUGAAAGAAGAAUUAGGCAAAGGUGCUUUUUCUAUCGUACGUCGAGCUGUUCAAAAAUCCACAGGACAUGAAUUUGCAGCCAAAAUUAUCAACACUAAAAAGCUGUCUGCGAGAGAUUUCCAGAAAUUGGAAAGAGAGGCACGAAUUUGUCGAAAACUUCAACAUCCUAACAUCGUAAGGCUUCAUGACUCUAUUCAAGAAGAACAUUUCCAUUACCUCGUAUUUGAUCUUGUGACCGGAGGAGAAUUGUUUGAAGAUAUUGUAGCACGAGAAUUUUAUUCAGAAGCUGAUGCCUCUCACUGCAUUCAGCAGAUAUUAGAAUCUGUACAUCAUUGCCACCAUAAUGGUGUAGUACACCGGGAUUUAAAACCUGAAAACCUGUUAUUGGCUAGUAAGGCAAAAGGUGCUGCUGUAAAAUUAGCUGAUUUCGGAUUGGCUAUUGAAGUACAAGGCGAUCAGCAGGCAUGGUUCGGCUUCGCAGGUACUCCGGGAUAUCUAUCUCCAGAAGUUCUUAAAAAAGAACCAUACGGUAAACCAGUGGAUAUAUGGGCUUGUGGAGUUAUCUUGUACAUCUUGCUUGUUGGAUAUCCUCCAUUUUGGGAUGAAGAUCAACACCGAUUAUAUGGACAAAUCAAGGCUGGUGCUUAUGAUUAUCCGUCACCAGAAUGGGACACAGUAACGCCCGAAGCUAAAAGUCUUAUCAACCAAAUGUUGACUGUUAACCCAAGCAAGAGAAUUACUGCUUCGGAAGCCCUAAAGCACCCAUGGAUCUGCCACCGUGAGCGUGUUGCAUCAGUUAUGCACAGGCAAGAAACUGUGGACUGCUUGAAGAAGUUCAACGCCCGUCGCAAACUUAAGGGGGCAAUAUUAACAACUAUGCUUGCAACUCGUAAUUUCUCGGGAAAAUCCAUGGUGAACAAGAAGGGAGAUGGAUCACAAGUAAAAGAAUCAACUGACAGCAGCACUACCCUAGAAGAUGAUGAUCUGGACAAAGAUAAAAAAGGUGUUGAUAGGGCAUGCACUGUUAUAUCCAAAGAACAAGAUGAGGAUGGUCUAACAAAAGCUGAUUCAUUUGGAAAAGCUCGCGGUGACAGCAAUGCUUCAAUGCGCCGUGCGGAAGUAAUCAAAGCCACAGAAAUACUUUUAGAUGCUAUAAAUAACGGGGACUACGAUACAUACUCCAAACUCUGUGAUCCACACGUGACUUCGUUUGAUCCAGAUUCACUUGGUAACUUAAUAGAGGGUGUUGAAUUCCAUAAAUUCUUUAUUGAUAACACUCCCACGAAUAUUAAAACUAACACUACUAUCCUUAACCCGAGAGUACAUCUUCUGGGAGAGGAUGUCGCUAUUAUUGCGUAUAUUUGCGUUACACAGAGCGUAGAUUCCGAAGGUAGACGUGCUACUUACCAACAUCAGGAAACUCGUAUUUGGCACAAACGCUACAACAAAUGGACUGCCGUUCAUUUCCAUCGCUCCUAACUAGUCCCCUCCAAAAAUCACUCCAUCCUGCCAGAGGAAGAUAAUGGUAAAAGAAAGUUAGCUAUAUGCAAUGGAGAUGUAAUUCCUACCAUCGUUACUUUUCAUGAGUAAAACGCAAAAUUGUGUCAUCCAAACCUUAUGGCGGAGUGAUAUUAUAGUCGUUUGAAAAAUAUCCAUUCUGCUAUAAAAUUACACGAAUUUUAUUAGAAUUCUUAUUAAUCUCAAGGUUAAGUUAAUUACAUAUUAAAGAUAAUUAAUGUCUUAAAUCAAUGUAAGCAGUUCGGAUGCUAUUUCCUACUUUAUAAUCAAAUUCCAAUGUUAUGAUGUGGCUAUAAUGUGACACUGAUCAAAUAUCCAAUGCUUAAUGCUAGAUUUUAGUGAGUGUUAUGAAGUUGUGAUCUCAGCCACAAUCGAAAAUGUCAACGAAUAAAGAAAUAAUGGUAAAAGUAAGAUCCUAAAAAAAUCUCAGAAGAAAUACCAGAUCUGAUAAAUGUAAACCAUAAGUACCCACCCAAACAAAUCAGACAUUUUAAAGGUUUAGAAUUAUUAGCACAUUUCUCUAUAAGUCUCUCUACAUUUUUAACUAUGAAUGUUUUUGUCGUGCUUAAAAUGGUGUUCUAUUUGUUAAUGAAUACCUAGUUAGUAAUAUUUAAGUAAUAAAAAAUGCAGUUAUUGGCACUACCAAUCAGCACUGAUGUACCUAACUUGUGGUAGUUAUAUAUGUACUAUAUUUUAAAUAUUAAUGUACAAUUGUAUAACUUUCAUUCAAAAACCUACUAUGUAAAAGCUAGUGUGCAUUCAUGGUCAUUAUCUUUUUAAGUGAUUAUAUCAAUUUGUCAAUUUUAGAUUUAAAUACCGCUUUGCUUGAAAUUCUGUACAAUUUGUCAUUUUAUAUUGAUGUUGUUAAAGUUGUUAAUUAUUAUUAUAAUCACCUUUCAUUGCAACCUUUUUAUGAUUGUUUAUAUUUUAUUAAAAUUUAACACCUAGCUUAUAGGUAGUAUAAAACUUCAUAGUGACAACUGUGCAUGAUACCAGACUGUAUAAGGGACUUACAAUUUAUGAAAUGGAGCUUGGAACGUGAUAUUAAUGUGUAUGUUUUGUGAUUGAAAAUGCACAGUUUCACUUAUGGAAUAUGCUAUAAACCAUAAGUCUGCAAAACUCACUUAUUCCUAGAAAACUAAAUUAGAUAUAAAUAAUAUUUAAACACAUUUCUACGGUUUUGUAAAAUAAUUUAGUAUAGUUAGUGAAACCUUCUUUAUUAAUGACUUUGACAAAAAAAUUGGAAUUGUAACUAUAGUGCUACUUGCAUCCUAGAUAAACUUAUGGUGAUAAUUUAAUUGUAUUCAGAGUAUAGUUGUGCCAUUACCAUUGAAUUUAGUGCCAAUAACUGUAAACUAAAAUGUAUUCUAGUCUUUACUGUUACGCAUAUUUAGUAUUUAAUCAAUGUUUCGAAUUAAUUUUUAAAUUAUACAAACAUAUUUACUUACAAAUAUAUAUGUAAAUAGAAAUUAAUUUGCACAUUAGCCUGUUUGAGAGUGUUAUCAUUUUAUUAGCUUUUCUCAAUCAUUAUUGUUCUAAUAAUUUAUGUUUCUUUUUUGUUAUCUCAUGUAGUUAUAAGUUUUAUUUUUUUAUCAUGUUUGCAUGAACAUUUUAUUAUAUAUUUUACAUUUGCUUUGAGUGCUAACUUACUAUGAAAAUAAAUAUUUACUCUGUUAAAGCACAGCUGAUUAUUUGUUUUUUGCAUCACAAAUUGAUUAGCUUAUUUUAACCCAUUGAGCCCCCAGCGGCCCGGAUGGUCCACGACACAAUAGAUUUUCUAUUGUGUCUGUGAUUCCGGGGGCUGAGUUAUUACGUAAUAGAAGUAAAAAUUAUAAAAAUUUCCAAAGAAUAAUCUCAAAAAUAUUACUAAUUGUUACUAGUAUUACUUAUUCCUGUUUUAUGAAAUUAUCUGUAUCACUAACUGAAUGGUUAAAUUGAUAUUUAUUUGCUUUAAAAUAGUUACCUAUUUACAAUAUAACUUUCAUAUCUGUAAAUUUGUUGAAAAAUGUUUUAUGAUACUAACUACAUAGGUGUAAAUAAAUAUUUAUCAAAUGAAACUUACAUGUGCAAUAAAUUAGUUAAAUCUUGCAAAUAUUCUAUUAUACUAAAAUAUACAUUGAUACAUACCUAGACAAUUCUACUAUUGUUUAGUAGGUCAAAAACAGAAAAUGCACAAAUGUGAUCGUCCUUCAUGGCAUGUUGUUUAUUUUUAUCCACUAAAUUUAUCCACUUUUCAAAUAACAUUCUUUUCUAACAAUUUUUAAAGUUGUCCGUCAAUUGCUUCUCACUUUUUACAAUUUGUGCACUUUCAGGCUUGACUCCUUUGGAAUUGGAAGAUAUUUAAAUGUAGUAACUAGGUAAUUUUCAUCUAUUGUUGUUAAGUUUUUAUUAUUAUUUUAUAGUCUUUCCAUCUUUUCAUGUAUGAUAAUCAGCUUUUCACUUAAAAAAUUGUUAUAUAAGAAUUAAUAUUAUGUAACAUUUCUAAGCUGAAACAUUAUAAGUGCCAUGCCAUCUCUAAAAUUGUAUUUAUUUUGAAACUUUUGACCAUUCAGCUAGAAAUAGUAUUGAGUGCUAUUAAAACAGUAUUGUUCGUGUAUUAUUAUCAAGUUAUGUUAAUUUUAUUGUACUUAAAUACGGAAGCAGUGAUAACUUAUCUCAGCUUUAUUCAGCACUUUGCCUAGGUAUGUUCAAUUAGUUUCUUUUUAAUGUUUAAGAUUUAACCAAAGUGUUUCAUUCUUAUAUGCACCUUUGAAAUGAUUUAAAAUUUUACUAAUUAUAAUCAAGGUGGCUAAGUUGUUGUAGCAUAAUAAAAAAUGUGAAAGUGUAGGUGUAUUGAAUAUUUGUCAGUAUAUUUCUAUUCAACAUAAUUUCUAAAACCUCUGCAUUGCCGAUUAUAUUGUAACACUCUUUAAAAUAAAGUUCUUUUGAUCUA
Molecule: messenger RNA, 4972 nt
Organism: Colias croceus (clouded yellow)
Lineage: Eukaryota; Metazoa; Arthropoda; Insecta; Lepidoptera; Pieridae
Gene: CaMKII
Product: calcium/calmodulin-dependent protein kinase type II alpha chain
Exons: 2
Coding region: 469-2001 (510 amino acids)
Biological process (GO): protein phosphorylation
Cellular component (GO): neuron projection; cytoplasm
Molecular function (GO): calmodulin binding; calcium/calmodulin-dependent protein kinase activity; ATP binding
Source: RefSeq, a predicted model, not a curated record